Messenger RNA from Musca vetustissima, 572 nucleotides. RefSeq lists its product as uncharacterized. The transcript has 3 exons. The annotation marks the transcript as partial. Lineage: Eukaryota; Metazoa; Arthropoda; Insecta; Diptera; Muscidae. The record is from RefSeq and is a predicted model, not a curated record.
AUAUUGUGUGGAAUUUGAAGUCUUAAGAAGCUCCAAGGCCUGCCAUAAACUGCCGCCCUAUAAUCUCCUGAUCGAAGGUGAUCGCAUUGUGGUACGCUGUGACAUGGAGGCCUAUAUACCCGAUUUUAUGCCAAUGGAUGAAAUGGUAAAUACAACCAGCACCACCAGCACCUCCAAACACAACAACAAUCCCUCAGAGGAAACGGAUAUGGAUGCUGACAGUGAUGAAAAUAUGAUUGAAGAUACGAGCAGUAGCAGCAGUAACAGUGAUGAGGAACAUGAUGAAUAUGAUACCGCAUCGUUGACCCAAAAAUCAUCGGCCAGUAGCAAUGCCAGUCCAUCUACCAGCACCACCAUCACCCACAGCAGCAGCAGCGCAUCGACAACAACGACAACCCUUUCACCCUAUCCACCAUUGCAAAUACGACAAUUCCAUUGUCGUGGUGAGGGUCUGCCGGGACGUACAACACGAUGGAGUGCCUUGGCAGCACCCUCAUGCCGUGGCAAAUGGCUAAGAUUGACACUCGACACACCCAAGAAAUGUACACAUCCCCAGUUUGCAUUUGUUUAAA